Molecule: messenger RNA, 1089 nt
Organism: Suillus subalutaceus
Lineage: Eukaryota; Fungi; Basidiomycota; Agaricomycetes; Boletales; Suillaceae
Exons: 12
Coding region: 1-1089 (362 amino acids)
Source: RefSeq, a predicted model, not a curated record
AUGGGAGGACUUGGUACCGAUGGGAUGGAAUGGUCGGCCGAGGUGCGCGAUGGCCGAUCCGACGAGCAAGGGACGGUUAAGACAACCCUGGCUCUUCUGCGAGAGACCGAGGCCACGGAUCCGUUGAGGCGAUCUCAACCUGGCUGGGCUGAUAUGAAAUAUCUAAAAAUGCUCAACCAGUAUAAUGCAAUGGAUGCGCGAAAGCACAAGAAGAAAAGCGAAGCGGAUAACGAUAACCAUUGGAUACACAAAGUGCGCCCAAGUGGUGACUACUACUUUAGAGUAAAACCCAAUAGCGAGGGAAGUACAGUAAAGGGGAGUAAUAAUGAUGGAGUACGCUGCAAUGCUUGUUACAAACCACGAGGCAAGGGAUAUGACGUACCAAUGAGGUGGAUGGACAUAGAGGGACGUUCCUGGAUGAUAGGCGAUGCAGGAAACGCGAGUCUCUACACCGUAUCGGCCAAGUCAGACAUAGACCGGUGCAACACAGGAUAUUGUGACCUGAUCACUGAAACAUGGGUCAAUCUAGCAGCCCUACCAUCAAAUUAUCAAGAUUACAGAAUACACAUAGUCUUGAAGCGGGCAUCUUCAUUCACGGGCCCUACUGCUAUCCAGACAGCAGGCUGCCGCGAGAAAUGCAGAAGAUAUUAUGAAAAUCGCACGAACAAUACUCCCUCCAUCAUCAGCGAGUCUAACACGAAGGUCCUGCCGGAUGACUCAGAUGAGAAUAAAGUCCUGGCAAUCGUUCCUUCCGGGAUACCCACAGUCUACGUUGAGGACGUCCUCCGCAAGUAUGCUAUGAUGUUGUGCACCAGUGUCGUCGGGGACAUUGAGAUACUCAAGGAUGGGCUUGACUGUGUCAAGCCCUAUUUGAUAUGGGCACAGCAGGGGCAGGACAAGAUUUUCAAUAUGAUUGGCAUAUGUGAUGAAUGGCGCACCGCUGAUGAGGUUUCUAACUUCAUUGGGCAUUUGGUAGCUAUGCUGGAGGAUCUUUACAGACUAGCCGUUUGGGGUGACCUCGACGAGGCUUAUUUACUUGGGGAAACCAUGUACCAGAAGGUCUUGGGGCUGGAGGCUCCUGGAAUCUAG